UCCUUGACGAGGGAAGGCAGAUCAAAAUUAACGACGGUUUUCAGACUUAUUUCUCGACUUCUGCGGUUGCUUUGCACCAACUUAACAUGAAAGGUAACAGCUCGGAGGAACAUCUCAGCACUGCAGCGUCCAUUGUUCUGUCAGUGUGGCUCUCCUUGUCUGGUUUAGCCGCUGUAACUGGAAAUGUCGUUGUGUUAUGGCUGUUCUACAAACACGAGUCUUUACGAACAAUUUCAAACCGGUUUUUAGCCUCGUUAUCCGUGGCGGACGUUUUUGUCGGCCUCGUCAUAGAUCCUUAUUGGAUUGUUAUCAGAUGUUGGAAUUCGCGAAGAGUUCAAAGGAAAUUGGUUAUGAUUACUAAAAUGCUGUGGAUUCAUACAACUGCAGCCACUACUUUAAACUCGUGCUGUGUUUCAAUCGACCGUUUUACUGCGAUUCGGUUUCCUUUUCGGUAUCAGGACAUUUUAACCAAGAGGAGAUGUUUGGCGGUCAUUAUUUUGGUGUGGUUCAUCUCGCUGAGUCUUUCUUUUCCAAUAUUGUUCUUUCAACCAGGAAAGGAUCGAAAAGGACUUUUUGUGUCCAUUACAUGUACAAUGUUUUUAGCUCCAUUAUUAGUAGUCUCCUUUUGCUAUAUAAUCAUUUUCAAAGUAGCUAGAAAACAGUUUGGGAGAAUUUUAGCAGCUAAGAAGCUUCCUGACUCAAGCGAAAAUAUAAGAGCUCGUGUCACGCAAAAUUUGAAAGCUAUCAAAACAGUAGGUUUUGUUUUAAGUGCUUGCAUCAUCACAUGGAUGCCCAGUGUAGUUCUGCAGUUGGUUAAAUUUUAUUAUAUGGAAGAAGAAAAGCGUUGUAGACUAAGGAAACUUACAUUUGUCGUAUCACCUUGGGUUGAGGCAAUCGCUUUUACUUCAUCAGCGAUCAACCCAUUGAUUUACUACUUCAGAAAUAGCGACUUUCGCCAAGCCUUUCGCCGCACCUUCCAUUGGUUGCCCUGUGUUCACGAACAAGAUGCAUCACACCUAAGAGCACAACCAGAGCGAAACAGGUUGAAUCGAAAUGUUGGAACUUGUGGCAAUUUAACAGCUAAGGAGACAGAAGUCUGA
This is a messenger RNA of Pocillopora verrucosa, 1100 nucleotides long. Its product is annotated as beta-2 adrenergic receptor-like. Gene Ontology annotation, biological process: G protein-coupled receptor signaling pathway. Gene Ontology annotation, cellular component: membrane. The record is from RefSeq and is a predicted model, not a curated record. Gene Ontology annotation, molecular function: G protein-coupled receptor activity. NCBI's taxonomy places the organism in Eukaryota, Metazoa, Cnidaria, Anthozoa, Scleractinia, Pocilloporidae.